Messenger RNA from Parathielavia appendiculata, 2907 nucleotides. RefSeq names its product SPX-domain-containing protein. The record is from RefSeq and is a predicted model, not a curated record. Gene Ontology annotation, molecular function: inositol hexakisphosphate binding. The transcript has 5 exons. Lineage: Eukaryota; Fungi; Ascomycota; Sordariomycetes; Sordariales; Chaetomiaceae. Gene Ontology annotation, biological process: cellular response to phosphate starvation; phosphate ion transport. Bases 1 to 2907 code for a protein of 968 amino acids. Gene Ontology annotation, cellular component: Golgi apparatus; cytoplasm; plasma membrane.
AUGCCAUUGUCGUUCGUCUCUGGCACACCCACACUACCUCUGUCCCUUCAGUUUCGGAUGACAACCCCUGAUCCCGCAACUGUCACGGACGCAAUGCCGGGCUUGACGUUUGCCAAAGAGCUUGAUCAGGAGGUUGUUCCAGAAUGGCGCCUCAAGUAUCUGAACUACAAGGCCGGUAAGAAGCAUGUCAAGGCCGUCACCCGCGCUAUCAACCGCGCAAAUGCCACCCCGGUCCUGACGAGACGCGCUGAUCGUCCGCCGGCCACGACGCCGGCCGCCUUCUUUGGCAUCCGUCAUAACUUUACGCCUCGUAGCAGAAAUGAUGGUCCUCUGAGCCCUCGCCUGGUUGAUGAGCCUGGUGCUGCUCGAUCCGGAUCCGCGGCUACCAAACCCGGGAAGAGACGCGUUUCCGGCGAUGAGAGGUCCGGCCUCGCCCGGAGCCCGGGCAGCGGCAUACAGUAUGGCAGCUUCGGGCCCUCGCCGUCGCACACCAGCGACAGACACGACUUUGCGCUACCCGCCCCGGCAAUCCGAGUCCCUUCGGUUACCGGCGCCCUCCAACGCAGCGCUUCCAUGAUGGAUGCAGGGCGUCCCGAGCAGCGCACCCCGUCGUUGUUAACCCUCCCUUCUGGCGGGAUGGGCACGACGCCUCGUCUGCGAGUACCCCGGUUGUGUUCAACGCCUUCGCUAAUGGCCCGGCAAACGCCAAACAAAUACGAGAUCGGCCUGCAAAACCUGGAUUACGUCCGCUCCGCCGAGCGCGACUUCUUCGCCUUCCUGGACAGCGAGCUGGACAAGAUCGAGACCUUCUACAAGGAGAAGGAGAAACAAGCCACGGAGCGUCUGGCCGCUCUUCGAGAGCAGCUACACGAGAUGCGCAAUCGACGUUCCGCCGAGAUUUCCGAGGCCAAGAGGAAACGAGAGCAUGGGCGCAGCCGCAGCCGCAGCGAGGAUGAGGUCGAGGGACGGAGCAAGGAUAGCAAUCGAGACUGGAUCAGUCCAAUCAAGGACAGGUUCAUCAAGCCAGGGCCCAACUCGAAAGCUCUCCAGAAGAUGACGCGGACCCCGGUCAUGACUGGCCAGGCCAUGGAGCAAGAACGCGACUAUGUGCGCCGGCUUCAUGAGGACGACGUGCCGUACCGGACGGCGAAGCGGAAGCUCAAGCUAGCGUUGCAAGAGUUCUACCGUAGCCUCGAACUACUCAAAUCAUACGCCCUGCUGAACCGGACCGCGUUUCGCAAGCUCAAUAAGAAGUAUGACAAGGCCGUCAAUGCCCACCCGCCAUACCGAUACAUGAACGAGAAGGUGAACAAGUCGUGGUUUGUCAACAGCGACAUCCUGGACGGACACAUACGCACCGUUGAAGAUAUUUACGCGAGGUACUUUGAGAGGGGCAACCACAAGAUCGCAGCCGGGAAGCUCCGGGCCCUGCACAAGCGGUCGGGUGACUCGUCCGACAGUGCGUUUCGCAGCGGCUUGCUGAUUGGCAUUGGCGCUGUCUUCGCCGUUCAGGGACUCAUCUACGGUACGAGGAUCCUCGUCAACGACGAGGACGACAACCUGGCCCAGCAGACAAGUUAUCUGCUACAGCUGUAUGGAGGGUAUUUCCUCGCGCUCCUCCUCUUCGCCAUGUUUACGCUUGAUUGCCGGAUGUGGACCAAGAACAAGGUGAACUAUCCGUUCAUCUUCGAGUUCGAUGCGAGGAAUUUCUUGGACUGGAAGCAGCUGGCCGAGUUCCCCAGCUUUUUCUUCGCCUUGUUCGGGGUGUUUAUCUGGCUCAACUUUUCUAGGCUUGGGAACUGGGAGGAGAUGUACCUCUACUAUCCCGUCAUCCUGAUCUGCAUGACUCUCGUCGUUCUGUUUCUUCCAGCGCCGGUUCUGCAACACAAGGCCAGGAGGUGGUUUUUGUACUCUCAUUUGACCGUCUGGGACCUCUUCAUGGAUUUCUCACUCCUGCAGGCCAAGGCCCGCCAGAAGCUGCUCCGCGACAUCACGGCCCUGCGCCCUGUCUGGAUCUACUACCUCAUCAUGGCCGUCGACCCGAUCCUGCGCUUCUCGUGGAUCUUCUACCCCAUCUUCACCCACGACACCCAGCACAGCACCCUCGUCUCCUUCCUCGUCGCCUUCGCCGAGGUCAUCCGCCGCGGCAUGUGGACCCUCCUCCGCGUCGAGAACGAGCACUGCGCCAACGUCGCUCAGUACAAAGCCGCGCGCGAUACGCCCCUGCCGUACCAUCUCGAGCAGUUUGUCCAGCGCCCGAGCCUCGAAGUGGAAACGGCAGCAGCAGCCGCCACCGCCGCUGCCGCCGCGGUUGCCACGGUCGUUGACGGUGGCGGCACUGGUACAACCGCGCCCUCGACCGUAUCGGGCGUGCCGACGCCGAGACCCGCUGCCCCCCCGGCAACACCGGGACCGGGACCCGGACCCGGAUUGGCACCGAUGCACCCCACCCCACGGACUCAGGCGGACGUGGAAAGGACUCCGUCUUUCUACUUUACCGAGUCGGCAGCAGCAGCGGCAGCGGCUGCGGGAACGACAACAGCUACGGCAUUGGAAGACGGCGACGGAAGCGGGCCGGGCACGCUCAGACGGCGCAUGACCGAUACACUGGGCACCGGCAGACGGUCCAUCAGGCAGGCCAUGGCGGAGGCGCAUAAGCAGGAUUUCGAGAAAAAGAGGGUGCCGGCCGGGGAGGCGAGGGCGGGGGAGAGGAGUCUUGUCGGGGAUGAGGAGGAUGAGGAGGAUGAAGAGAUGGAGGAGGAGGACGAAGAGGAGGAGUUGAAGAACGAAGGGGGGGACGAGGAGGGGGACGAGGAGGAGCGCCAGUUGGGGAUGGGGCGCGGGAGUCAGAGAGCCGAAGCGGAGAGGGGUUUGCAAGAUGGGAUGGGCUCUGUGCGCGGAGGAUAG